This is a messenger RNA of Tribolium madens (black flour beetle), 737 nucleotides long. Its product is annotated as leukocyte surface antigen CD53-like. Gene Ontology annotation, cellular component: membrane. The transcript has 5 exons. Bases 36 to 692 code for a protein of 218 amino acids. Lineage: Eukaryota; Metazoa; Arthropoda; Insecta; Coleoptera; Tenebrionidae. The record is from RefSeq and is a predicted model, not a curated record.
CGACGGUUUGUCUCGAUCAAAUUCAGUUUAGAAAAAUGGGGUGUAUUUCAGGAUUGGUAAAAUAUUUGUUAUUUUUGUUCAAUUUUUUAGUAGUGCUAAGUGGCAUCGCUCUUAUAGCAAUGGGUGCUAUUAUGGUAAAGAAUGAAAACAAAGGUCUUGACUCAGUCACCAACUUUUCUGUUAGUGCUUUUGCUAUCGCUGUUGGUCUCAUAGUUUUUGCUAUCGCUUUCUUCGGAUGUUGGGGAGCUAUUAGGGAAAAUGGCUGCAUGUUAAAGACUUAUAUAAUCAUUAUUAUUGUUUUAUUGAUUUUGCAAAUUGCCUUGGGAGUUAUGGCCUUCGCAGCAAUCAAAAAUGUCAACAAAGCUUUUGAUAAAAAAGUGAGAGAAGUUGUCAAAAAUGUAUUUGAUGAUUAUGUAAAAGAUCCAACAAAAGAGAAAAAAAAAGUAAUUGAUACAAUCCAGCAAGACUUUAAAUGUUGUGGCGUUGAUGGACACAGUUAUUGGACAAAUCCACCAGAUAGUUGUUAUAAAGGCAAGAAAGAACAAGGUAAACUUUUCAAAAGUGGUUGCGCGACACACUUCCAAAAAGUAAUCACUUAUAACAUUAAAAUCAUUGGUUACAUUGCCCUCGCAUUGGUAAAACUUGAACUUGCAUGCGCCAUUUUGGCCACUGUCGUCAAAAACAGAUCAUAAUCUUAAUUCAGAAAAUUAUCAAUAAACUUUUUUAUAAAACUUUAA